This is a messenger RNA of Heterocephalus glaber (naked mole-rat), 1871 nucleotides long. RefSeq names its product ribonuclease/angiogenin inhibitor 1 (gene Rnh1). The record is from RefSeq and is a predicted model, not a curated record. NCBI's taxonomy places the organism in Eukaryota, Metazoa, Chordata, Mammalia, Rodentia, Bathyergidae. Gene Ontology annotation, cellular component: cytoplasm. Gene Ontology annotation, molecular function: protein binding. Gene Ontology annotation, biological process: positive regulation of inflammatory response.
AGUCCGCUUGAGGCGCCUCCACCCUUCUACCGCUGAUGUCUAGUCAGCAGCCCCAGGCCCGGGCCAACAAAACACCUCUCCCGGAGAAAAGCAACCCUUGACUCCCCGCAAACGACACCAGGAUGAGCAUUCCCGGCAGAGAGCAAUACACUGGAUCCCCCUCCAGGCUGCUGGGGAACAGGGGUGGGCCUCAGUGCUGCGCGAUCCGAGGUGGAGGAGCGCUCAGUGGACGGCGCGACGUGGCCGGGGCCCGGGAUGCCGCCGCGACGGGGUGGGGAGGCUGCCUUUCGCGGGGACCCUGGAGACCUGGAGACGACACCGUGUACCCACCAUGAGUCUUGACAUCCGCUGCGAGCAGCUGAGUGAUGCCAGGUGGACAGAGCUUCUGCCCCUGAUCCAGCAGCACCAAGUGGUCAGGCUGGAGGACUGUGGUCUCACGGAGGGGAGGUGCAAGGACAUCGGCUCCGCUCUGCGGGCCAACUCAGCCCUGGCAGAGCUCAGCUUGCGCACCAACGCGCUGGGGGACGCCGGUGUGUGCCUGGUGCUGCAGGGCCUGCAGAGCCCCACGUGCAAGGUCCAGAGUCUCAGCUUGCAGAACUGUGGCCUGACGGAGACUGGCUGCCGUGUCCUGGCCAGUGUGCUGCGCUGUACUCCCACCCUUCGGGAGCUGUACCUCAGCGACAACCCCCUGGGGGACCCAGGCCUGCGGCUGCUCUCUGAGGGACUCCUGGACCCCCAGAGCUGCCUGGAGAAGCUGGAGCUGGAGUCCUGCAACCUCUCGGCUGCCAGUUGUGAGCCUCUGGCUGCCAUGCUGAGGGCCAAACCCAACUUCAAGGAGCUGGUGGUGAGCAACAAUUGCAUCCAGGAGGCUGGCAUCCGCAUGCUGUGUGGGGGCCUGAAGGAGUCCACCUGUCUGCUAGAGACGCUCAGACUAGAUAACUGCGGUGUCACAUCAGCCAACUGCAAGGAUCUAUGUGAUGUUGUAGCUGCCAAGCCCUCCCUGCAGGAGCUGGACCUGGGUGGCAACAGGCUGGGCGACGCAGGCAUCGCAGCACUGUGCCCAGGGCUGCUGCACACCAGCUGCAGGCUCAGGAAGCUGUGGCUCUGGGAGUGCGACAUCACUGCUGAGGGCUGCAGGGACCUGGGCCAGGUCCUCAGGGCCAAGCAGAGCCUGAAGGCGCUCAGCCUGAUGCUCAACGAGCUGGGGGAUGAGGGAGCCCGGCUGCUGUGUGAGGCCCUGCAGGAGCCCAGCUGUCAGCUGGAGUGUCUGUGGGUGCGGGUCUGCAGCUUCACAGCCACCUGCUGCCCCCACUUCCGUGCACUGCUGGCACAGAACAAGUUUCUCACGGAGCUGCAGCUGGGUGAGAACAGGCUGGGUGACGCUGGUGUGCAGGAGCUCUGCCAGGGCCUCAGCCAGCCGGGCUCUGUGCUCCGGGUGCUUGGGAUAGGGGACUGCGACUUGAGUGACAACUGCUGCAGCAACCUGGCCUCAGUCCUGCUGGCCAGCUGUAGCCUGCGGGAACUGGAUCUCAGCAACAAUGGCCUGGGGGACCCAGGUGUCCUGCGGCUGGUGGAGAGCCUCCGGCAGCCAGGCUGCGUGCUGGAGUGCCUGCUCCUCUUCGAUGUCUACCUGAGUGAUGGGGUGAAUGACCAGCUGCAGGCUCUGGAGGAGGAGAAGCCAACCCUGAGGAUCAUCUCCUGAGGUCCUCCUUCCGCAGGCACCCAGAAUCUGUCCUUGGGACAUGGAGGCGGGUCCACACCGCUGACCAGCUCUCCGGGGCUUCCUCCAAGGAUGUCCUGGCAGUGACUGGGUAGAGAUAUAUUGCAAUCUACUUCUUUUUAUAAUUAUUAAAGGGCUUUGUUGGCAGGCA